GGAUAAUAAGCCCGGCAGGUUGCGUUUCCUCCCCCUGGCCGCCAGGGGGAGGAGCUAUAAGUACGAAAGCGAUCGCUCUUCACUCCGAAAGGACUGGGGAGCGCGUGAAAAUCACCAGGAAGCGGAAGCGUGACUCCAACCCGGAAGCGGUUUUCCCCGUUGCGCCGGGAGCCGAAACAAACGAGCGGGGAGCGAUGAACGCGCCUCCGGCCUUCGAGUCCUUCCUGCUUUUCGAAGGAGAGAAGAAGUGAGUGAGGGGAGGAAAGCUACAAUGGCCUGGGCAGCGGGGAGGCCUGUGACCAGCUUGGGGUCGGGGUGGAAAUGAAGGGGGACCACGUAUCGGUGGUAGAGCAUAGGUUGGGGGGCGGGCCUGGGCGGCACUUGCUGGGCGCCAUGGGGUGGACCGGAAUCGCGCUUCGUUAAGUUUCUAGCUUGUGUGCAAACCGAGAUUAUUUAUUUAUCUAUUUUUGCAGUUUUGUUGUUGUUUAGUCGUUUAGUCGUGUCCUACGCUUCGUGACCCCAUGGACCAGAGCACGCCAGGCACUCCUGUCUUCCACUGCUUCCCGCAGUUUCAUCAAACUCAUGCUGGUAGCUUCGAGAACACCAUCCAACCAUCUCGUCCUCUGUCUUCCCCUUCUCCUUGUGCCCUCCAUCUUGCCCAACAUCAGGGUCUUUUCCAGGGAGUCUUCUCUUCUCAUGAGGUGGCCAAAGUAUUGGAGCCUCAGCUUCAGGAUCUGUCCUUCCCGUGAGCACUCAGGGCUGAUUUCCUUCAGAAUGGAAAGGUUUGAUCUUCUUGCAGUCCAUGGGACUCUCAAGAGUCUCCUUCCAGCACCAUAAUUCAAAAGCAUCAAUUCUUCGGCGAUCGGCCUUCUUGAUGGUCCAGCUCUCACUUCCAUACAUCACUGCUGGGAAAACCAUAGCUUUAACUAUACGGACCUUUGUUGGCAAGGUGAUGUCUCUGCUUUUUAAGAUGCUGUCAUGUUUCACUUUUUCUUCUAAGGAGCUCAAGGUGGCGUACAUAGUUCCCACCCUGCCCUUUCCCAUUUAGUCCCCACAACAACCCCAGGAGGUAGGUUAGGCUGAGAGGCCGUGACCUUCCCAAGAGUCAACCAGUGAGCUUCAGGAGUUGCACAGUUAAGGGGCCCGAUGAAGUUGGGCUUUCGGCAAAGCUGCUGCAGCGAGCCUUGCCUCCUAUCAAGGAAAGUCUUGUAUUAGCUGGCAUUGAAAUUAGCCUUGCAUUUUCAAAACAGUUUUUAAAAGUCUCUUCCCUGCUCCCCCUUUUCCUUCCAGGAUUACAAUAAAUAAGGAUACCAAAGUGCCGAAUGCCUGCCUGUUUACCAUCAACAAGGAAGAUCACACUCUGGGGAAUAUCAUUAAGUCGUGAGUAACAAUGGCUCUUGUUUUACAGCAAGGUUCGGGUGGGGUUGUUUGAAAGCAGCACCUGUCUCAAACUAGGAUGAUGGUCAAGGACAGGCAUAGGCAAACUCUGGCCCUCCAGAUGUUUGGAACUACAAUUCCCAUCAUCCCUAGCUAACAGGACCAGUGGUCAGGGAUGAUGGGAAUUGUAGUCCCAAACAUCUGGAGGGCCGGAGUUUGCCUAUGCCUGGUCAAGGAGACAAUGAGGUUGUUGCUUUUCCAUACUCCUGGUAGGCUCUGGGUGAUCUUCCCCAGAUGUUAAUUGAUACAAAUAUACCUAUGAAAAGGUGAGUUUGUUGGACACUGUCAAGUGUUUUUGACUGGCUAAAUUACCGAAAGCAAGGAUGUUAUAUAGGCUGCUGGGAAAAUAAAAUGUGGCAUGUUCAUUAGAGGUUUUGUUAGUAAUGUUCUGCCACUUCCUUUCAGCCCCAAGCAAAGAAGUCAAGCUCCUUCUGGAGACCUCAGUUCCUUGGAUCUUAUUCCCAAAGUAGAGAAUAGCAUCAGAUAUAGUGAACCUGUGGCCUUUAAAUAUUGUUGGAUUGCAACUCCCAUCAUCAUGGACCCUUGACUAUGCUGGCUAGGGCUGAUGGGAAUUGACGUCUGGAGAGCCAUCUCUGCAGUAGACUCUGCUCCUAAUUGGCCUUUAAGAUCAUAAGAUCCUGGCAUUUUAAAUUAUUUAAGAGCCUGCUUAAGCCAAUCUAGUUUAAGAUCUUGUUGAACCUCCCUGAUUCAUUCCACAAACAGGGAACCAUUGCAGAAAAGGCCCAAUUACAGUGGUACCUCGGGUUAAGAACUUAAUUCGUUCUGGAGGUCCGUUGUUAACCUGAAACUGUUCUUAACCUGAAGCACCACUUUAGCUAAUGGGGCCUCCCACUGCUGCCACACCGCUGCCACGCAAUUUCUGUUCUCAUCCUGAAGCAAAGUUCUUAACCCGAGGUACUAUUUCUGGGUUAACGGAGUCUGUAACCUGCAGCGUCUGUAACCCGAGGUACCAAUGUAUCCACUGAGGCCCUUCUUCGUGUGCCCCUUCACAAGAGAUCUGGAGAGUGGCAACAUGAGAAUGUUUGGCCGAUACCCAAUGCCCUUUUAAAUGUGUUGUGGGAGGGGGGAUUAUUAGUUUGUUUUUGUUCAUAUUUUUAUUAUGUAUUUUGUGUUUUUUUACAUUGUAAUUUAAUGCUGUGAACUUCUCUGAGAUCUACUGAUGAAGAGUGGUGUACAAAUUUAAUAAAAAAUAGUAAUAAUAAUAAAAUAGUGCUUCCAGUAUAGAGAAGUCUGCUCUGUGUUUUGCACAGCAGUCACCAGAUAUUUCAAGAUAGCUUUCACAUCUCCACUUGAUCUUUCCUUCUGCAGGCUACACGUUCUCAUCUUUGAACCAUACUUUAUAGGCCUUCUCGGGCUCCAUCUGCCUGCACCUUUGAGGAAGCCCAUCUGAGCUGGAGGCUUGCUCAGCUGUAAACCUGGGUGAUGUAUCUCAGCUCCUUCUUCCUCCCCUUAGGUGAGGAGGAAGCAACAGCCAAGAUGCAUUUCAGACAUUGUGAUAUAUCAGUCUAUUACAGUAUUUAGCUGCUGGUAUAUCAUGAAGUUGAAAACCCGUUAUCACCCAGCCCCAGUUUCCAGACUUUUCCCCAUCUUAGCUGCCCUCCUCUGGCCUAAGGUAGCUGGUCCUUGGUCUAAUCUAGCAAGGCAAACCACACUUUUCACAGUAUACUUUAUGUGUAUUCCUUUUCUUCCUCCCCUCCCCAGGCAGUUAUUGAAAGACCCUCAGGUGCUGUUUGCAGGGUACAAGGUCCCUCAUCCACUGGAGCAUAAGAUCAUCAUUCGUGUCCAGACCACCCCUGAUUACAGUCCCCAAGAAGCCUUCACCAACGCCAUCACAGAUCUCAUCAGCGAGCUCUCCCUCCUUGAGGAGAGGUUCCGGGUAAGUUGGUGCAUUUAAUGUUGCCUUGGCAUUGCUUUUAUGGAAUGACCUGUCAGUGGGAGGUGUCUCCUCUGUGCCUCAAGAUAUAUAGCUGUGAACCGGGUAAGAAGCUGUGCUUGGUUGGCGACUGCUUGGCAUGCCGCCAGAUGGGUUAAUCCACCAUCACCCAGGUGAAGCAGGGGCAUUAUCUGUCAUUUCAGACCCCAGGGAUAGACAUUUUGGAGCCGUCCAGGGUGGACUGACCCAGGGGUUCAAACACUGUUUAAAGGCAAAAAUGAGCCAUUUUUUCUUGAUAGGGAGACACAUUCAACUAGGGGUAGCUCCCCCUAUAAAGAGGUGUCUUGUGGGAGUAUCCCUAGUAAGACCUCUGCUGGUUCCUCACUUUUCAACAUGGGGCAGACGCAUGGCACUUGAAGCACCAAUGAGAUCUUGGGAGACUCAGGACCAUUUCCUUAGGACUCCUUUCUCUCAAAAGUGCUGAGACUUUAUCCUCCUUCCUUUCUUAAAUUCAAUACACUUUUCACAGAGCUCCCCCCACCCCAAUUAUUUCUGUCCUCAUCCCUGCUACAUGUUUGAAUGGGUGUGGCCCAAAAUGGAAUCCACCAAUUCAGAAAAAAAGAAAUCUGCAGGGAUGAGCUAGUCCCUGGGCAGCAGUAGCAUUCAUAGUGAGUUGGAGGGAAUUUCAUCUGAUUCAGUUUGCCAUGGAGGGUGAGAGAACCACCUCUGCAACACAAAUGUUUGGGGCCCUGUGUGGUUCUGCUGUUUUCCUUUGAUAAUUCUGCUGUGGCUAAGGAUGGGAUACAACCCACCUGAAGUCCAGACUCUUUUGUCUUAUGUAGUAAGUACAGGUUAUUAACUGCAGAAAAAGGUCUCUUAAACUGGCUUUAUGUAACCCCUACUUUCUGUUUGAGCCUUAAUUGAAAUUGUUUUCCCCCUUUUGUUCCUGCUCUACCACAAAAUAGUUGAUUUCUGUGAGAAACUGGAUCAAACUUCACUAAGAGACUACUUGUCUGCCUCUCUUUCAGGUUGCCAUCAAAGACAAACAAGAAGGAAUUGAAUAAGUACAUGACAUUUUUGCCUAUCUGUUGUAAAUGCAUAAUUUGGUUUUUCCUUAUAUAGCAGGCUAAUAGCAAGUGUUUAAUAAUGCCUUUACAUUGCUCUGCAUCCUCCAAGAAAUGUGUGUAUAUGUGUAGAAGGCAGCUGGACAUGAGAUCCCAUUGAUUUAUUUUUUAGCUAAUAAAUUAUACUUAUGUUUUUCA
This is a messenger RNA of Podarcis lilfordi (Lilford's wall lizard), 4593 nucleotides long. The record is from the annotation of a GenBank genome assembly. NCBI's taxonomy places the organism in Eukaryota, Metazoa, Chordata, Lepidosauria, Squamata, Lacertidae.